AUGUACCCGACCCGGGCAGCGCGGUGCCAGGGGACGAGUCCCGGCUGCGCGCUGUGGAUCGUCCUGCUCCUCCAGUGCGUCCUGGACCUGAGCGCGUCUGGGUCUGACUUUCCCCAAGACCCCAGUGUGCUAGCUACCGCUUCAUGGAGCUCCUCUAGUGAUGGUCCCUUCUUCAUCCGUCUGGAAGCUCCACUGAACAACAUCACCACCUCCUUGGGCCACACGGCCGAGCUCUUCUGUCGAGUGACCGGUAACCCGCCCCCCACUGUGCGCUGGCUGAAGAACGACGCCCCGGUGGUGCAGGAGCCGCGGCGCGUGUCCUACCGCUCCAUGCCGUACGGGUCGCGGCUCCGGAUCCGAAACCUGGACACCACGGACACGGGAUACUUCCAGUGCAUGGCCACCAACACCCAGGGCACCGUGUCCACAACGGGGGUGCUGUUCGUCAAAUUCGAUCCACUCCCUACACCUCUGGCAGGAAGACCAACGGAGGAUUUUGAUGAAGAGGGAUUCUGCCAGCCGUACAGAGGCAUCGCCUGCGCUCGCUUCAUCGGAAACCGCAGCAUCUUCGUGGACUCGCUGCAGAUGCAGGGCGAGAUCGAGACGCAGAUCACAGCGGCCUUCACCAUGAUCGGCACGUCCAACCACUUGUCCGACCGCUGCUCCCAGUUCGCCAUCCCGUCUCUCUGCCACUUCGCCUUCCCCACGUGCGACCGCAGCUCGGGGACGGACAGACCCCGGGACCUGUGCAAAGACGAGUGUGAGAUCCUGGAGAACGACCUGUGCAAGACGGAGUACAUCAUCGCCCGCUCCAACCCUCUGAUCCUGAAGAGACUGAAGCUGCCCAACUGCGACGACCUGGCCGCCUACGACAGCCCGGAGGCUGGGAACUGCCUGAGGAUCGGCAUCCCCAUGGCCGAGCCCAUCAACAAGAAUCACAGGUGUUACAACAACAGCGGCGCAGAUUACCGCGGGACAGUCAGCGUGACCCGGUCGGGCCUCCAGUGUCAGCCGUGGAACUCUCAGUAUCCCCACAGCCACACCUACCUGGCCCUCCGCUACGCCGAGCUCAACGGGGGGCACUCGUACUGCCGUAACCCGGGGAACAAGCACGAGGCCCCCUGGUGCUUCACGCUGGUCGAGGGGGUCCGCAUGGAGCUGUGUGACAUCCCCAUCUGUGACCAUAAAGACAUGUCCGGCGGCGGCAACAUGGAGAUCUUGUACAUCCUGGUUCCCAGUGUGGCCAUCCCCUUAUCCAUCGCUCUGCUCUUCUUCUUCAUCUGCGUGUGCCGCAACAACCAGAAGACGGCCAGGCCGCCGGCCCCCCGCCAGCCCAAGCCGGUGCGAGGGCAGAAUGUUGAGAUGUCCAUGCUCCAAACCGCCUACAAGCCCAAGAGUAAAUCCAAGGAGCUUCCCCUGUCGGCUGUGCGCUUCAUGGAAGAGCUCGGCGAGUGCACCUUGGGGAAGAUCUACAAGGGUCAUCUGUAUCUGCCCGGCAUGGACCAGGCCCAGCUCGUGGCCAUUAAGACCCUGAAGGAUCUGUCCAGUACGCAGCACUGGGGCGAAUUCCAGCAGGAGGCGGCCGUGCUGACCGACCUGCAGCACCCGAACGUGGUGUGCCUGCUGGGCGUGGUGACCCAGGAGCAGCCCGUCUGCAUGCUGUUUGAGUUCCUGCCCCAGGGCGACCUCCACGAGUUCCUCAUCAUGCGCUCGCCGCACUCGGACGUCGGCUGCAGCAGCGACGAGGACGGCACGGUGAAGUCCAGCCUGGAUCACGGAGACUUCCUGCAUAUGUCCAUACAGGUGGCUGCUGGGAUGGAAUACCUGGCCAGUCACUUCUACAUCCACAAAGACCUCGCGGCCCGGAACGUUCUCGUGGGCGAACAGCUUCACAUCAAGAUCUCCGACCUGGGUCUGUCCAAAGAGAUCUACUCGUCGGACUACUUCUGCGUCCAGCCCAAGACGCUGCUGCCCAUCCGCUGGAUGUCGCCCGAGGCCAUCACCUACGGCAAGUACACCUCCGACUCGGACAUCUGGGCGUUCGGAGUGGUGCUGUGGGAGAUCUUCAGCUACGGCCUGCAGCCCUACUACGGCUUCUCCAACCAGGAAGUGAUGGAGAUGGUGAGGAAGAGGCAGCUGCUGCCCUGCCCGGAGGACUGCCCCCCCAGGUUCUAUGGUCUGAUGACUGAGUGUUGGCAGGAGGGACCAGGACGGAGAACCAAGUUCAAGGACAUCCACGCCCGGCUGCGAGCCUGGGAGGGGCUGUCCUCCCACGCCAGCUCCAGCACGCCCUCUGGUGGCGGAGGCAACGCCACCACCCAGACCACCUCGCUCAGCGCCAGCCCGGUCAGCAACCUCAGCAACCCCCGCUACGCCGCUGCUGCCGCCGCCGCCGCCGCCGCUGGGUACCUGUACCCGGCCCAGGCCAUGCCCACGCCGGCCCAGAUGGCCCAGAUGCCAGGCUGGGCUCCCAUGGCCGUGCCCACGACUCACCAGCGCUUCAUCCCCGUCAACGGAUACCCCAUCCCCACUGGGUACGCCGCUUUCCCUGCCCACUACGCCCCCCCUGCUCCGCCCACCAGGGUCAUCCAGCACCACCUGCCACCUCCCAAAAGCCGCUCGCCCAGCAGCGCCAGCGGCUCCACCAGCACGGGUCACGUGAGCGGCGUGCCCUCCACCACGGGCUCCAACCACGACGCCCACGCCCCGCUGCUCUCCCACUGCAUCAUGCCGGGCAGCGGCGGGGGGGUGGCCCAGGUGUACGGACAUCUUACCCAGAAGGGGAUGGGACACCUGGAGCACGGGUCACACACGUCGGCGCUGCUCUCUGCGGAUAACGACGUGAUGAUGUACGACACGGUCAUCACCGCGGACCUGUAG
Messenger RNA from Limanda limanda (common dab), 2880 nucleotides. RefSeq names its product receptor tyrosine kinase-like orphan receptor 1 (gene ror1). The coding region runs from base 1 to 2880 and encodes 959 amino acids. Gene Ontology annotation, cellular component: signaling receptor complex. Gene Ontology annotation, biological process: positive regulation of canonical NF-kappaB signal transduction; multicellular organism development; protein phosphorylation. The transcript is spliced from 12 exons. Gene Ontology annotation, molecular function: ATP binding; protein binding; protein kinase activity. The record is from RefSeq and is a predicted model, not a curated record. Lineage: Eukaryota; Metazoa; Chordata; Actinopteri; Pleuronectiformes; Pleuronectidae.